AUAUAUAUAUAUAUAUAUAUAUAUAUAUUCAUACCUUGGUUGUGUUUCCAGGGUUACGUGAACCUCCGUGUGUGGUUCCCCCAACUCGAGGGCGUGGUGCUGGCCACCGACCAAGAGGUCAUCAUCAUGUGCAAGCCAGCUUCGCCGACCAUCAUCGAGAACCGAGCGGCCGGCUUUGCUGGAGCCCUGCCGUCGGCGGGGCGGGUGUCGGGCGUGGUGGAAGAGACUCCAGGGCGCCUAGAGUAUGAGGUGGCGCUGUACCGAGAGGUCAAGGCGCGGGUGGGGGAGACCCAUGCCCCGGUGGACCAGGCAGUGCCCAUUGGGACUCGACUGCAACUACGCGCUAAAAUUAACACUCAGUCCACUUGGAAAUACGUGAAACUAAUGGAAGUCACGGUCUCGAGCGACCCGGCCGACCCGUACGCCCCGGGCCACGUGUCGCUGGUCAAGGAUGGGUGUCGGCUGCCGGACUUCUCCUCGAUCGUGCCGCACCAGCCGCGACGCCCCAGCGAGGACACGGGCGAGGUCAGGCUCGACUUCGAGGCCUUCAUGCUGGACUCCAAGAUGGCCGGCUCCUCUCAGCUCUGGAUCCACGCCUCCGUCAAGGCCUGCAUCGACUCCAGGGACUGCCUCCCGGUUGCCUAUGAGUAUUGA
Molecule: messenger RNA, 654 nt
Organism: Penaeus monodon (black tiger shrimp)
Lineage: Eukaryota; Metazoa; Arthropoda; Malacostraca; Decapoda; Penaeidae
Exons: 5
Coding region: 127-654 (175 amino acids)
Source: RefSeq, a predicted model, not a curated record